Molecule: messenger RNA, 739 nt
Organism: Magallana angulata
Lineage: Eukaryota; Metazoa; Mollusca; Bivalvia; Ostreida; Ostreidae
Exons: 5
Coding region: 1-555 (184 amino acids)
Source: RefSeq, a predicted model, not a curated record
AUGGUUCGUGAAUGCUGCCUCUACUGCCAUAAGUUGAUGGACCUUGGAUUCAUAUCUUCAGAUGAAUUCUUGGUGAAGGACAUCCAAUGGGAGGGGUUUCGACACAUCGUAUUUGCCACCAGAUACCAACUAGAACUCCUGGCAGAGACCAAGGUUUGGUACAUGGAUGGAACCUUUAAGAUUGUACCAGACUUCCUGAAGCCAAGGGGACAAUUGCUACAGUGGAUGAACCAUUCCGUCUUCCACCCAUCAUCAUGGACCGUCUACCGCCAGGCCGUCAGGACCAACAAUGAUGUAGAAGGUUGGCAUCACAGGGUUAACGGCAAAGCUGGACAUCGGGGAUGCACCUUCUACAAGCUUGUCCCUCUUCUUUUCCAUGAGGCAAAGUUGGUGGAGACUCGUGUGUCCAGCGAGAACCUCUUCAGGGAUGUAAGACAGUCAUCAUCUGCAACCCAGAAGAAAUUGACAGAGGCCUGGGAGCAGUAUGAUGCAGGACAGUUGUCAACUGGACACUUUCUACGGUUCUGCGGUACCGUGUAUGCUCCAUGCGAGUGACUUGAUACUACUGUGAUUUCCGGCUGUGCAAAUUAAGUGUGCGAGUGACACCCAUAGUGAACUAAUAGACUAUCACUAGUGCUUUGAAUUUGACUUUGAUAGUGCACCUACCUCCUCAAUCACUAGUGCUUUUUUUUAAAAUAUGUGUUGAUGUAUGUUGAUGUGUUUUCUCAAUAUUUUCUAU